AUGAGUCGACAGACGAGGCGAAUGGGCAUAUCGCUGGAUGCCUCCAAUGUGUACGAAAUGGACCCAUGGAAAGACGACCGGUGCAGAGACUUCAUUGCACUCAAUACAAUUCAGCGUUUGCGUUCAUAUCACGCCAACACCACGCUUCCUGUAGAGCCAAUAAACGCUGCACGGGCAAAGAACCUUCACCUCCUACUCGCAGCGGAGCCAGAUGAAAGAAUUUGCACGUCAGAGGACGGCUGUGCAGUUGACAUGGCUCGCAUCAUCUUCUUCGGCCCUAUGGCUUUUGUUUCUAAAACAUCAGCAGGUCGCAUGACCGCUUCUCCACACAUUACGAGCCAUAGCGGCAGCAGAGGGGAUACUGACAAUGUCGAAGAAACCUCGAGAGCGUCUCUGCUAGUUGUAAGCAAGGAUGAAGAAAAUGGAGGAGGGAGGGUGAGCUCGAGUAGCGAUGGCAACAAAAGGUUGCGGGAACAAAGUGACGCGUUUGAAGCUGGUGCAACGCCACUUAAGCGAGUAAUUACAGAGGGAAAUGGGGGAACGCCAUCGCCGCAGCUGCCGGAGCGCUCUCUCCCAGUUGCUGUGGGCCAGGGGGGAGGCGCAAGCUCCGAUAGAAAAACCUCUCGCCAGGUAAGUGGAAAAUCGGAUGUGGUGAAGUUCUCUUGCGCUAUCGUUGACACUAUAGUGUCCUACUACCAAUCUCUGUUGACACGCGGUGUUGUCUUAGACAGGUUUAGCUCGAAAGACCUUGCCUUCUCAUGGUGGGUUGUGUGCCGCAACAUGGACGUUGAGGUGUUAAAGAACCACGUUGGCCCCACCCGCCGUGACACGCUUCUGAUUUCUCUGCGGCACUUCUACUAUGAACUGCUCUCAAAUUUCCACCCCAAGAAAAGCGUCCCGCAGGAACCUAGCAACACCCUCUCAGUAGCCGCAAAGCAAAAGGUAGAAGAGACGGAUGAGGGCGGUGGGGAGGAGGACAAACUUCCAAACACUCAAGCUACUCGGAAGCGAGCGCCACCGCAGCGCAAAGCCGAGGCAACCGAAAAUAACGUAGCGGAAGAAGAAGAGGAAAAUGACGAAGAGAAACCGCGUCUGAGAACCCGGUUUGAUUCAACACGAAACGGACCUCCACCCCCGGGCACACGCAGUCGGCACCGCGGGCACCGACCAAAAGAAAGUAGCACUGGUGGGGAAGUCAGUGAAGUGAGGUCUGCCACAAAACCCACCGGCAGCGGCCCUAACAAAACUUGGGAAGCGAGCGGUCAUACUCGAUCUUCCGCGAAGUUAGCUACAGGGACGAAGGAGAAGGCCACAGAAGUUGUGAAGGCAACCGUAGAAUCCCGUACCAUCGCACGUAGCAGCAGGGUAUCCGCUCCUGCAGCGGCUGCUGAGUCGAAUGAGAAGAAGGAUCCUCCGGUCAGCGAUGUGGCAGAAGCACCGGACGCUGCGAAGCGCCUUCGACCACCGCGGUCGGCGUGUUUGGCAGAAAUCUGGAGGUCUAUCCGCCCUACGCGAAGACGCAGUGCGCAGGUCGGUGGCACCAUUGAUUCUGUGCAGGAUGGGGUAGCGACCGGUGGAUUGAAGCCCCCAAACUACGUAGCUUCGUGCAGUGCCGUUGUUGAACGCAUUCACGAACGUAUGGAAGAUGAUCCUGUGUACGCGGCGCUGUUUACAGCAUUCCCACAAAACAACAAAAAUUCAACUAAGGUAGAAGACGGCUCUCAAAAUCACGAUACGAAAGAAACUGAAUCUGAAGUUGAGCACGGCAUGCACCCCUCGCUCAUUCAGUUGCUUCGCUACUACCACACGGGUUCCUCAACUCCGUCAAUCCCAUUGGUGAAAUUUGACGAGGAGAACGUUAAGAACGAAGCGCGGCAACAAACUCGGCCAUCAACAAAUGAGGAAGAAUUGGAGGGACAACAGGCGGGUCCCUCCGUUCUGUGCACAAAUGGGGUGGAAAAGGUGACAACCGAUGUUGAAAAGACCGGUCGCUCUGACGUGUGCAACCCUGAGAGCAGCAGCCCACUGAUGCACCAAUCCUGCCCUUUCUCCGCCCUAACUUACGCUCAACGUUGCCUAUUAACGUGGGAGGCGUCACUUCUGCUUGAUACGCAGCAGCCACAGCCGGCCAGGAAAAGGCAAGCGGCCGCUAGCGGGCAGACGCACAAUGCUGUGCCAUUGGAGCCUUCUCCGCGACGCAACUAUUACGAUUAUUGGACGUGUCAACGAAUGCCCAAACCCUCAUGA
This is a messenger RNA of Trypanosoma brucei brucei TREU927, 2247 nucleotides long. RefSeq lists its product as hypothetical. NCBI's taxonomy places the organism in Eukaryota, Euglenozoa, Kinetoplastea, Trypanosomatida, Trypanosomatidae. The record is from RefSeq and is a predicted model, not a curated record. Bases 1 to 2247 code for a protein of 748 amino acids. The transcript has a single exon.